AUGGCACUAUGUAUAUUGGGUGCAUUCAUCUCAUUUAACACAGUAUUUCAGUUGGUAUCUGUUUUCACUGUUACAAGCGAAGGAAGUGAUAGUUUUAGAUGGAAUGAUAAUGUCGGUGGAAAAGAUAGACUGUCAAAGAAAUUCCUCUACCUGAACGACGACGUCAUGUUCGGCCGACCGGUGUAUCCCGAUGAUUUCGCAACCAAGGGAGGCGGCCAAAAGGUGUUCCUCUCUUGGCCAGUGCCAAAUUGUAACGAUGGUUGUCCAAACAAUUGGGUGGGUGACGGAUUCUGUGAUGCCGCUUGCAAUGUCACACUGUGUGACUUUGACGGUGGCGACUGCAACAACUCCACCGGUAAAGCGAAAACACGUUGGUGGAAUCGAAACACUGGUGGCGGUACCAGUACAACAUCUCGUACCGACACCAAAGCUAGAAACUACUGUUCUCGUAGUUGUCCUGACGCCUGGAUCGGUGACAAACAUUGCGAUCGUAUGUGUAAGAACAUUGACUGUGGAUUCGAUGCCGGUGAUUGUGGUGUUGAAAUUAUGUUUAAUGAAAUGUUGGGAUAUAAUAUAACAAAUCAAACACAUAUAGAAAUAAUAAAUGGAACGAAUGCAGUUUAUUUCAAUCUGACGCAACUUGUUGGUGAAGCGACUAUUACCGAUGGAUCACAUGACAAUGCAGUGUUGGUGAGAACAGCGACAAUCUCUCAAAAGAAUAAGAUAAUGACAUUGACAUUCCAUCAUAAUAUACCGUACCAGUCGGUAUCGAUUUCUAUAUCGUAUGAAACUGGAUCGGGUGACACGAAAAAGACAUUCACUAAGGAUUUUAAUAUUACACUAUCAACUAUUGUCAAUACAACUGAAAAACCUUUAUCUACAUUAACACCAUUAACUAAUCAAACAACAACAACAAAGACAGCUACUUCUACACAAACCAAUUCAAAUUCAACAACAAAAACAGUAAAAACAUCAAGAGAGCAUACAGCAUCAGAUUUUGAAACAUCAUCAUCAACAGAAACAACACCAAAUCCAACAGAAACAGUUAAAUCAAUAUCAGUAGAGAAUGUUAAUGAUAAACAAGAUUGGAUACCAAAGAAUAAUAAUAAUAAUAAUAAUGAAAAUGAAAAUAAUAAUGAUAACAAUGAGAAUCACAAUACAGAUGCAAAAGAUAAUCAAGCGAGUCCAUUGAAUAUAAAAGAAGAACAUUCAACAAAAGGCAAUAGUAAUCCUGCUUCUGAGCAGUUGGAUGAUGAUUUGGUAUCUGGUGGUAGUACACAAGAUCAAUCUAUGGAUAGAGAGGAUUCCAUUACCGAUUUGGAGAAUGCACUCAAUAAACCAGAGGGUUCAAGUGUCGCCGAGAUCUUCAAUUCUCUCGGUGAAGACGUCAAGUUGUUUACAAACAACAACGAUGAACGAAGUAAUAUAGUAGCAUCCAACGAUUUCAACGAUGACAACAACAACAACAACGAUCAGUUAAACAAUGCCGACUUGAUAGAUAUAUUGGAAGAUAAGAUAUUCGAUAAUCAAGAUGAAAAGAAGCAACAACAGGAAAUAAGUGGUACAGGUAGACAAUUGUUGAAUAUCCAAGUGGAAGAGGAAGAGGAAGAGGUGGUGUUGAAUUCAAUUGCAGCAUCAUCAGCAGCAGCAGAGGAUCCAGAUGAUUUGCUUGUAAUGAAGUUUAUAGAACGCAAAUCUGAAGAGGAAAAGAAGUUGGAGAAUCAUUACAUUGCCAAACAACGAGAGUUGAUGCUUAGCAAAUCCAAUGAGGAUCCAGAGAUGUUGGCAUUUGAGAGAUAUAUGCAAAACCGUGAACUAGAGAAGAUUCUCAAGGAAGAAGGUGAAGUAUUCCCAUGGGAGGAAACCGAAGACAUCAAACAAGAGAAACCAGCCGCCCAAAGUAGAAAACUAAUGGAUAUGUUUGGUGACUCACUCAAAUAUGUAAAUCGUCUCUACACUGUCGAAUUUGGUCCAUCACCAAGAAAAGUACCUGCUCAUAUGCCACAUAUGAUUGAUAAAGAUUUAAUGGAAGAAAUUCAAACAAAGUGGCCAGUUCAAUGGGAAUCAACAAGUAGUCACAGUUUGAGAAAUCCAAGAGAUAUGCAAUAUGCAUUCUCCUACUUUUACUAUAUGAUUCACAAGAAGGUACCGUUCGAUUUCGAUAAACUCUGGCACUCGGAGAUCGAUAUCAAUGGCGAUGGCUGGUUGAAUGAGAAUGAACUGCGAUCGUUUGCCGUCAAUGUCUAUGGUACACCGGUGAGAGCCACCGCCUUCAAGGAGUUCAAGUCGAAUCUCUACAAGGCAUGUCACUCACUGCGCCAACAGGAGCAACUGGCCAACGGCGAGAUCACCAACAUCGUCGAGUUGGACAACCGCACCCUCGAGAUAAGCGGAGUGGAACUCGAGGAGUGUCACAUCACCAACGAGGUGGUGCGUGCAUCGAACAAGACCUUCGAGGACGCACGUGUAUCCUACUCGAAGCGCAACUUCUAUCAGACCACCAUUGAGGGUACCGACGAAGUGGCAUUCCUGAUGGUCGACGACAACUACACGGUGACUCAGAGUCGACUCGACGGAGUCAGACAGCGUCGUCACAAAUUCAUCUGUCUCAACGACAACAUCAAUCACGACAAACCGACGGCGCCACUCGCCAUCAAGGUUGUACACGACUUUUACGAAUCGCUCUUCCCACGACCAUCGUCGUUCGAGUUGCCCGCUUCGACCACCAAUCACUUCCAGUACAUCGGUGACAUCGUCAGCAUCAAAGCCGAAGACAACCAAAGAAAUCACACCACCAUCUUACUCCUAAGUGGUCUAAUCGUAUUUGUAUUAUUUUUAAUUUGGAAACAACAAAAAUCAAAACAACUAUCAAGACAAAAUAAGAAAUAUUAUAUCGUCUAA
Messenger RNA from Heterostelium album PN500, 2901 nucleotides. RefSeq names its product putative glycophosphotransferase (gene gpt1). Bases 1 to 2901 code for a protein of 966 amino acids. Lineage: Eukaryota; Evosea; Eumycetozoa; Acytosteliales; Acytosteliaceae. The transcript has 5 exons. The record is from RefSeq and is a predicted model, not a curated record. Gene Ontology annotation, biological process: N-glycan processing to lysosome; carbohydrate phosphorylation. Gene Ontology annotation, molecular function: UDP-N-acetylglucosamine-lysosomal-enzyme N-acetylglucosaminephosphotransferase activity. Gene Ontology annotation, cellular component: Golgi apparatus.